Messenger RNA from Protopolystoma xenopodis, 285 nucleotides. Lineage: Eukaryota; Metazoa; Platyhelminthes; Monogenea; Polystomatidea; Polystomatidae. The record is from the annotation of a GenBank genome assembly.
AUGGGUAAUAACCUUAUGAUUCGGAACACUGAUCUGGCUGUCGUCUCGCGGGAAUUUGGAGAGGCAGUUAUAAUCGUUUCAUCCAGUAUGCCCUUAGCGACAUCUUCUAUGAGCAACCAAAUCAUCGAGUCAUCAUCGGAGUUUCCCAUUACCAAAGCUGUUUCUGGUCUAUAUCCACCAACUUUUCUGACCCAAGAAGGCAGGUUGGCGAGAUCGUCCCGUAUUGUUGGAUUUAUUAAGCAGACACAAUCCGUAAAUCGUAGGCAACCAUCUGCCGAACUAUGA